AUGUCAAUGCAAUUCAACCGUACAAUAAUUUUUCCAAACAUUACAUUUUGUAUGAGUAAAAGACAAGCAUGGAGCCACUUUGGCAAUUUUGGGGAUUCUAGCGAUUCUGGCAAUUUUAGCAGCAAUUUUGGAAAUUUUAGCAGCAAUUCGACUUUAACGACUUCAAACAGAGAAUGGAACUCUGAAGUUGAGCAAAUACUUGCCAAGAUGCCAAAUCAUGACUCUUUUAUGAAUUCAAGUGGGUGGCCCCAAGAGCUCAUUAUGAGUGCUUAUGAGGCAAUAGCAACACUAAACUCGCUAGAACGAGAAAAGAUUGAUUCACAAACUUUGGCUGAUAUUAAAGCGUUCCAAAGCAAUCCGAAACAUCAAGGAUUGCGAACCUUGGUUAAAGUAUGUGUUUAAGGAAUUUUAAUUAAAGUUGUAACUCCAACCCCCCGGUUCUGGAAGGAUUCUUCAUGUUUGUCCCUGAUACCAACUCCACUUGGAAAAUUUAGAAAACCCGUAUCCCGAACAGAGAUCAGACAGAUUUGGAGAAGUCCGGGAUACGGGUAACACUCCCAUCCCUUAUCCCGGUAAGAAUCGAUGAGCAUAUCUUCCUCACCCGGCCCGAAUCCAGGCCCGACUAGAGAGACC
Molecule: messenger RNA, 633 nt
Organism: Meloidogyne enterolobii
Lineage: Eukaryota; Metazoa; Nematoda; Chromadorea; Rhabditida; Meloidogynidae
Source: the annotation of a GenBank genome assembly